AUGGCGCAGACAGGCAGUGUACCUAUGAGUUUUGGGAAUUUACAGAGUUUGUGGUGGUUCAAUGUUCUUGACAAUGAUCUCGGAAGCGGUAGACCGGAUGAUCUGAGUUUCAUAACUUCUCUGACCAAUUGCAGCCAGAUAGAAUUCCUGGACAUUGCUGACAAUCGUUUCGGAGGCGUGUUGCCGAGCUCGAUCGCCAAUCUGUCAACCCAAUUGACGAAGUUACUUGUCUGUGGAAACAAAAUUCAUGGAACUAUACCUGUAGUUAUUGCCAACCUCUUCAACUUGGACACACUCAGUAUGGGGGAAAACUUUCUUACAGAGGAAGUUGGGAAUUUGACAAAUCUUGCAGCACUUGAUGUUUCGAAAAAACAAAUUGUCUGGAGAGAUUCCAAGCAAUUUGGAAAAUUGUUUUGCUUUGGAAUUGCUUUCUAUGCAGGGGAAUUUGGUGAAGUGCCUGCUCAAGGGGUCUUCAAAGAUGUGAGCGGAGUUGAGGUGUCUAGCAACAUGAAGCUCUGUGGGGGGAUCCGAGAACUGAAUCUUCACCUGUGCCCCGUGCAAUCAACUAAAAAGCCCAAGAAGCACAUUGCUUUCAAGUUGAUUUUGGUUUUGAUAAUUGUUGCCUCUUGGUUAUUUUUCUGUGCAAAAAAGUUAAAGAAUAAGCCACAAUCAACAUCAUCUUCCGUUGGGCAUGAACACCCAAAGAUUUCUUACGAAGAGCUCCUCAAUGCAACUAAUAGAUUCUGUUCGAGCAAUUUGAUUGGUUCGGGUAAUUUUGGGACAGUGUACAAAGGAAUUCUCGAUCCAGAUGAAACAAUUGUUGCAGUGAAGGUACUCAAUCUUCAACAACGUGGAGCUUCCAAGAGCUUUAUUGCUGAAUGCCAAGCUUUGAAAAACAUCCGGCACAGAAACCUUGUCAAGAUUGUCACUGUUGGGUAUACCCCCUUAUUGAAGUGUGGGACACAAUUGGUUUAUUAA
Molecule: messenger RNA, 978 nt
Organism: Camellia sinensis
Lineage: Eukaryota; Viridiplantae; Streptophyta; Magnoliopsida; Ericales; Theaceae
Source: RefSeq, a predicted model, not a curated record